Molecule: messenger RNA, 624 nt
Organism: Tribolium castaneum (red flour beetle)
Lineage: Eukaryota; Metazoa; Arthropoda; Insecta; Coleoptera; Tenebrionidae
Exons: 1
Coding region: 1-624 (207 amino acids)
Molecular function (GO): nucleic acid binding
Source: RefSeq, a predicted model, not a curated record
AUGGGUUUUCGCCGCGCGAGGUGCACACCGUACCAUCCAGCCACCAACGACAAAAUUGAACGUUGGCAUAGAACUCUAAAGACUGCCAUUAAAGCCCACGCUUCACCAAACUGGACGAAACAUUUACCCACCGUUCUCCUCGGGCUGAGGACAGUCAUCCGCGAUGACACCCCAGUCUCAGCUUCGGAAAUGGUUUAUGGGUCAACCAUUCGGCUCCCCGGUGAAUUUUUUCAAGAUUCAACCAACACCAUCGACCCUGCAACUUUCGUGGGACAACUCAAAGCAAAUAUCGCAAAUGUUCGUCCAGCGUCAGCUCCACAUCAUGACAACAGGCAGAUAUUUGUACCCCAAAAUCUCGACACCUGCACCCACGUUUUUGUCCGAAGAGACGCAGUCAGGAAACCUUUUGACCCACCUUAUGAUGGACCCUGUAAAGUCCUCAAUCGAACCGAAAAGUAUUUUACGGUUGAUCUCAACAACAAGUCAACCAACAUUUCCUUGUCCAGACUGAAACCAGCUUUUCUGCUCAACGACAACCCCAUUCGGCACGACCAUACUUAUGCCAAUUGGGCUAUUACACCCGAAAAGACUGAUGUGAAGAAGACUGUCAGAUUCAAAUUAUAA